This is a messenger RNA of Acaulospora morrowiae, 1959 nucleotides long. NCBI's taxonomy places the organism in Eukaryota, Fungi, Glomeromycota, Glomeromycetes, Diversisporales, Acaulosporaceae. The record is from the annotation of a GenBank genome assembly.
GCUCAAAGGAAAACAAAAAGCUAUUCUCCCCAAGUGGUUAUGACGCAAACGACUCGCCGAAAAUCGAGUCGGCUUUCUUCAAACAAUAACACAAAUUUGCAAACCGAUAUAAAUCAACAAUUCGAUCUUCCAAAUGCAACAGGAUAUUCAACCUCUUUACCUUCAGUACAACAACAUACGCUAAAUAAUCGAACCCGAUCAAACUUAAGCCGCAGUAUUAUUUUGCCAAACUUGAAUGCUGGUAAUGGUAAUAAUGGACAGGCUGCGGAAACAAUUGAUGAUAAUUCUUUGAUAUCUUCUGAAGAGAAUUAUUCAAAUAUGGUCAUCAAUCAUUCUGAAGGUUCUUCUUUUGGUCAAUCGCGACAAUCAUCAAUUUUAUCCAUUUCAAGGGAUGCAUCAUUUUAUGAAACGGAGUCAGGACGCAGCGAAUCAUGCAGCUCCACACCCUUCAUAACUUCGGAAAUAUCAUUAGGCCGAUUACAUUCGGAUAUUUCUUCUGGUCUUCCCUCGCGGUCCUCUUCGGCAUAUCAGUCAGCAUUUCUAUCUGUCAAUCAAUCCUUUUCCUUUAACGACGAUUCCAUUGCAUUCACGGAUAAUAUUAAGCUUGAUAAUGAUCAAAGGAUUCAACCUGAACCAUCCGGCCUAAUUGACGAUACUGAACAUCACGAAGUAGGAUCAAAUCCUGGAAACGAAGAAAAUACGGAACAUACUUUAAGUGAAGAUCAAAACCAAGAAGAAAGCGGAAGUUACACAUUCAGAUACAUCCCACGAGUUCUGAGUUCCAUUGAGGACUUUUGGAAUACAGUGGUUUGGUGGUUAUCGAGAUUAGAAGUAAAUUAUGUCGAACCUCUCAAAAACAAAAUUUUAGAUUUUUACGUCAUUAGAGCAGCGUGCAACAAUUUUCGAAGCAAUAACGUGAAUGAAGAACAUGCGAAUGCUUCCACUGAACGUGGAAGUCGGCGUAUGAGACUAGGGAUAUUUUGCUUUUUGAUAUUCCUUUACAUUGCCUUUGUACUCAUAAAAUCGUCAAAAGUAGACACAAAUGGCGACAAUGAUGAACUUGGUCAAAAUGAUGAAUUGAUUCAAUCGGUUGUAGCCAAUCAGGUGAAAACUUUGUGCGCGGCCGAGGUUCAAAAAAGGAUUCCAUCAACUAAUCAAGAGAUGACUAGGUAUCGAUCAAACGCGGUUCCAAACGAGAACGUGGUCGUCAUGGUAAGACAAGAAGUUCAAAGAGCCGUUGAAGAAAUGUUAUAUACGUACUCACAAGACAAGUUGAACAAAGCCGACUUCGCACUUUCUUCGGGUGGUGCCAAGAUCAUAAGUCCGUUGACAUCACCAACCUAUGAACAGUGGCCAACACAAUGGUAUAAAUUGAUAUUGGCAUCCACAAUUGGUCAUGGUAUCACGAGAGGGAAACCUCCGAUUACGGCCAUUCAACCGGAUACUCAUGUAGGUCAAUGUUGGCCUUUUUCCGGUCAGCAAGGACAAUUAGCUGUUCUGUUGAGCAGACAAGUGUAUGUAACCUCAGUAACCUAUGAUCACAUCAGCAAAAAAGUUGCGAUGGGCACAACUAGUGCGCCUAAAGAAAUUGAGGUUUGGGGGUUCAUCGAUGGUGAUCUGGAAGUGAAGGAUAAGGGUGCUGACACAAUCAAGGAGGACAUUCCAGGAUACAUAAAUGAGCAGGACACUGUCAACGAACUGGGAUCGAACAUUUUGGACUCGAGUCAUUUACAAACUAAGGGCGGAGAGCUUAAGCUUGGUUCAUCACCGACUCACAUAUUUCUGGGUCAGUUUGUUUAUGACCUCAAUGGUCCGCCAAUACAAACUUUUGAGGUGAACAAAAUCAAUAAGCCUAUAAGAGCAGUGAUUUUGAAGGUAAAUAGUAAUUGGGAUAAUCCCGAGUACACUUGUCUAUAUCGAUUCCGCGUCCACGGUGAACGUUCCGGUUUCCAAAACUAA